Plasmodium vinckei vinckei is the source of this 1131-nucleotide messenger RNA. RefSeq names its product actin II, putative. The coding region runs from base 1 to 1131 and encodes 376 amino acids. The record is from RefSeq and is a predicted model, not a curated record. The transcript is spliced from 2 exons. Lineage: Eukaryota; Apicomplexa; Aconoidasida; Haemosporida; Plasmodiidae.
AUGCCAGAAGAAUCGGUAGCUUUAGUGGUAGACAAUGGAAGUGGUAUGGUAAAAUCAGGUUUGGCAGGAGAUGAUGCACCUAAAUGUGUAUUUCCUUCAAUUAUAGGAAUACCUAAAAUGCCAAAUAUAAUGGUAGGGAUGGAACAAAAAGAAUGUUAUGUAGGUGAUGAAGCACAAAACAAAAGAGGAAUAUUAACAUUAAAGUAUCCAAUUGAACAUGGUAUUGUAACAAAUUGGGAUGAUAUGGAAAAAAUAUGGCGUCAUACAUUUUUUAAUGAAUUAAGAGUAUCUCCUGAAGAGCAUCCUGUUUUAUUAACAGAAGCCCCUUUAAAUCCUAAAACAAAUAGAGAAAAAAUGACUCAAAUAAUGUUCGAAUCUUUUGACGUUCCAGCUAUGUAUGUUAGUAUACAGGCUAUAUUGUCUUUAUAUGCUUCGGGAAGAACCACAGGCAUCGUUCUCGAUAGUGGUGAUGGUGUAACUCACACUGUUCCAAUUUAUGAAGGUUAUGUAUUACCACAUGCUAUAAAUAGAACAGAUAUGGCAGGACGAGAUUUAACUUAUUACAUGAUGAAGUUAUUCACUGAAAGAGGGUAUACUUUUACUACAACCGCUGAAAGAGAAAUAGUUCGUGACAUAAAAGAAAAAUUAUGUUAUGUUGCAUUAGAUUAUGAUGAAGAAUUAAAAAAAUCUGAAGAACGAUCUGAACAAGUUGAAGAGAUGUAUGAAUUACCUGAUGGAAAUUUAAUAACAGUAGGUAGUGAAAGAUUUAGAUGCCCUGAAGCAUUAUUUAAUCCAUCAUUAAUUGGCAGGGAAUGCCCUGGAUUACACAUUACAGCAUAUCAAAGUAUAAUGAAAUGUGACAUUGAUAUAAGAAAGGAAUUAUAUAAUAAUAUAGUUUUGAGUGGUGGCACAACUAUGUAUAAUUAUAUUGGAGAGCGAUUAAAUAAUGAAAUGACAAAUUUAGCACCACCAUCCAUGAAAAUUAAAGUUAUUGCGCCUCCUGAAAGAAAAUAUUCAGUGUGGAUAGGUGGAUCGAUUUUAUCUUCUCUUUCAACGUUUCAAAAAAUGUGGAUAACAAAAGAGGAAUAUGAUGAAUCUGGUCCAGGCAUUGUUCACAGAAAGUGCUUCUAA